CAUGCAUUACAUGCAGUGGUGGUACGGUUGGUGCGGCCCGUGCUACGUUCGCUCUCCGAGGUUUCUUCGUCAGCGCUGCAGCAGUGCGCUACGCGCUUGUGCAUGACCACGACGUCCGCCCGUCACCGCCGGUGUUGUUCUUGAGGAGCUCUCCCCGCGUGACGUGCUCGCUGGCGGUGGGUGCUCGACCGCGUGCCGCAUCAUGACCGCGCCGGGCAUGUUGGGCCAGGUGGCCGCCUACUUGGGAUCCUCGGAAGCAGCAUUCCGGCUUCUCCUCACCAUCCUAUCGGGCUACCCACUGGCGCUGAUCCACCGGAAUUUCCUGCUGGGCAAGAGUCCCAAGCACAGCACUUCUACUUUGCUGCCUGUGGCCUGGUGCUCUGCUGCUUCAACUAUGGUGUGGCAGUGUACCACUCGUUGCUCAACAUCCUGCUAGUCUAUGCUGUGCUCAAAUGGCCGGUGGCACACGCGCUUCGGUCGCCUUCAGCUUCAUCUUCUGCAUGGGCUACCUGGUUCUCGGCUACUACCACACAGCCACCAAGGACUACGACAUCACGUGGACCAUGCCCCACUGCAUCCUCUCCCUACGGCUCAUCGGCCUGGUGUUUGACGUCUACGACGGCACAAAGAACCCUACAUCAGACAGAAGGUUGAAUGGCUUUGCGAGAAGGAGGACACUUUGUGGAAGCUUUCCUGUCCACCUUGCCAUUACUGUGCCCCACAUUCUGCGACCCUCUGCUCUCCUUGUCACUCAUCGGUCACCCAUGCUUCUGUGAAAUGGCGACAAAAACAAAAUAGUGUUAGUGAUCACCACUGGACUUGUUGUACCCCCCCCUAAUUGAGGACCCUGUUUGCAGCUGCUGCACACACAUAUACAAAUAGAAGCAAGCGGCUCACAUUAUGUCAAAAUAAAAUUGUUGGUGCUCUUUAUCUAGUGCAAGUACUUUACGCAGACU
This is a messenger RNA of Rhipicephalus sanguineus (brown dog tick), 956 nucleotides long. RefSeq names its product lysophospholipid acyltransferase 5. The coding region runs from base 453 to 776 and encodes 107 amino acids. The record is from RefSeq and is a predicted model, not a curated record. Gene Ontology annotation, molecular function: lysophospholipid acyltransferase activity; 1-acylglycerophosphocholine O-acyltransferase activity. The transcript is spliced from 6 exons. NCBI's taxonomy places the organism in Eukaryota, Metazoa, Arthropoda, Arachnida, Ixodida, Ixodidae. Gene Ontology annotation, biological process: lipid modification; phosphatidylcholine biosynthetic process. Gene Ontology annotation, cellular component: membrane.